Molecule: messenger RNA, 820 nt
Organism: Erinaceus europaeus (western European hedgehog)
Lineage: Eukaryota; Metazoa; Chordata; Mammalia; Eulipotyphla; Erinaceidae
Gene: HELT
Product: helt bHLH transcription factor
Exons: 4
Coding region: 83-802 (239 amino acids)
Biological process (GO): regulation of transcription by RNA polymerase II; regulation of neurogenesis; anterior/posterior pattern specification
Cellular component (GO): nucleus
Molecular function (GO): protein dimerization activity; RNA polymerase II cis-regulatory region sequence-specific DNA binding; DNA-binding transcription factor activity, RNA polymerase II-specific
Source: RefSeq, a predicted model, not a curated record
GACACUCAAGGAGGCCCACGGAGCGGAGAGUGGACGAGUGUCUCCCGCCGCCGCCUCUGCCCGAGGUCGCACACUGAGCAGGAUGUCAGACAAGCUCAAGGAACGCAAAAGAACCCCCGUUUCCCACAAAGUGAUAGAAAAACGGAGGAGGGACCGGAUUAACCACUGCUUGACUGAGCUGGGCAAGACAGUGCCUAUGGCCCUGGCAAAACAGAGUUCUGGAAAGCUGGAGAAGGCAGAGAUCCUUGAGAUGACUGUCCAGUACCUGAAAGCCUUGCACUCUGCUGAUUUUCCCCGGGGAAGGGAAAAAGCAGAACUUCUAGCGGAGUUUGCCAACUACUUCCACUACGGCUAUCACGAGUGCAUGAAGAACCUGGUACAUUACCUCACCACGGUGGAGAGGAUGGAGACCAAAGACACCAAGUAUGCGCGCAUCCUCGCCUUUCUGCAGUCCAAGGCCCGCCUGGGCUCAGAGCCCGUCUUGCCGCCGCUGGGUUCACUCCCAGAGGCGGAUUUCUCCUAUCAUCCAGCGGGACCCGAGUUCGCGGGCCACAGCCCGGGUGAAGCCUCGGUGUUUCCACAGGGCGCGGCCUCGGGACCCUUCUGGCCACACGGCGGGGCCCGAAGUCAGGCGCUGCCCUACCUGCCCAACACGCCGGGGCCUCUUUCCAGCCCUGCGCAGCAGCACAGCCCCUUCCUGGCGCCGGUGCAAAGUCUGGACCGGCACUACCUCAACCUGAUCAGCCACGCACACCCCAACGCCCUCAGCCUCCACACGCCCCAACAUCCCCCAGUGCUCUGACGCUGACCACCGGCCACC